Zygosaccharomyces rouxii is the source of this 246-nucleotide messenger RNA. RefSeq lists its product as uncharacterized. The record is from RefSeq and is a predicted model, not a curated record. The coding region runs from base 1 to 246 and encodes 81 amino acids. Lineage: Eukaryota; Fungi; Ascomycota; Saccharomycetes; Saccharomycetales; Saccharomycetaceae. The transcript has a single exon.
AUGAGAAAAGUUUAUGAAGACAAACUUCCAAUUUCAUUCUUUAAAAAUUUGAAGCAGCAAAAAGGAAAUGUUGAUCCUGAUAACUUAUUUGAUAUUGUUGGUUGCGUUGACAGUUUAAGAGGAUUCGGCAAUGAUCAUGCUAGGAUUGCUCACCACUUGAGAUCGAGCAGCCACAUUAGUAUGAAGGAGAUUAUAAGCUGUUUGUUAGAAGACAGAAAAAAAAAACAACCUUAUCCCAUUAGCUAA